Molecule: messenger RNA, 639 nt
Organism: Brassicogethes aeneus
Lineage: Eukaryota; Metazoa; Arthropoda; Insecta; Coleoptera; Nitidulidae
Source: the annotation of a GenBank genome assembly
AUGUCUGUGACAAAUAAUAAUCCAUGCUUAAGAGACAUUAUUGUUUCAACCUUUGAAUGCUUGGAAGAGUUCCCUGACGAUAGCAGGAAGGUUUUUUGCAAGAUUUGCAAAGCAACAAUUUUGGCUCUGAGUAUGAAACGAGCAAAUAUUCACGUGAACUCACGUCACCAUCAAAAAAAAUUAAAUGGUGAGGAAAUUCCAAUAAGAAAAUUUGAACUUAAAUGGCUGCAAGACAUACGGUUUAAAUUAUGGUUGGAAGUAGUGCCUGGUGACGAAUUUAAAUUUCGUUGCAAAAUUUGCAAUGUUGAUAGAACCUGCAUAGGAGGCAUAAGUAAUGUGACUCGUCACGCACAACAACCGGAACAUGUCAAUAACUGUAAAACAGCUGGAGUACAGUCAAUGGAUGACUUGCAGGGUGAAGAUAUUUACGAUUCUGUACAGUCUUUUGAAAAUCGCAGAAUAAUUCGCGAAACAGAAUAUGCUAAAUUAGGAUGUCUCACCAAUACCCCAUAUCAAACCAUGGGAAAAUUUUUGAAAUUUUUUCAAGAAACCGACCCUGCAGUCCUUCAGAAAAUGACUGCAAGAAGGUAUCGGCUCUGGUUAGAAAUGUUUUGGCUCCACGGGAAGAAUCUAGAAUAG